This is a messenger RNA of Protomyces lactucae-debilis, 1355 nucleotides long. RefSeq lists its product as uncharacterized. The coding region runs from base 36 to 1148 and encodes 370 amino acids. The record is from RefSeq and is a predicted model, not a curated record. The transcript has a single exon. NCBI's taxonomy places the organism in Eukaryota, Fungi, Ascomycota, Taphrinomycetes, Taphrinales, Protomycetaceae.
GUGCUCCUUGAUCUUAUCACCUGGGCAAGCUCGCAAUGCACUCCUACCACCUUGACUACAUGUCUAUGGCCAUGCGAACUUUUGCUGGUCGUACGCUGUUGGCCGUCGUCAUCUGGCUCGCCGCUAUCAACUGGGUUUUGGCGCAAACCUGCCGACAGGUUCCUAUGCGGGCCGUCCAAUCCUUUCAAUCCCGAUAUUGCGUCAAAGAAAAAGACAAGGCCGAGUUUUGUGCGCGAGGAUGCAGCCGUCGUAUCGCUGAUUACAUUUACCGCCUAGCAUGGAGCCUGCCAGAUGUAUGCUCCUACAACGAUCCCAAGUUUGAUUGGGACCUCCGUUUUCAGAAUUUCCGUGCGGUAGUCAGUACGCCCAUUCGUUCGGGCUCGUCAGGUGAACGUUGUUCGCGAGCACCUCGUCCGCGUGUCGUUUGCAUGUGUUCGGUAGACGUGAUGCUGCAGCGUAUCGUACCAGACCUUCCAGAGCAACAGCCACAGCAACCUGAACAGGCAGCAAUGGCCAACAACGAGCAGCAGUGUUCUGACGUAAGUAUUGCACAGCGCAUGAAUCCAUUUCAAUUUGUAUUUGAAAUUUGGUACAGGAACAUGGUGGAACAGGAAGCAGCUGAUCAUGGAGAACGUGUACAAGGCUAUCCCGCAACAGAUGCUCCACAGAUUCCACCAGACGAGCACAUCUGGGAAGUAACGCGAAUCAAUCCAUCUGCGAUUCUUCGAAUUCACGAACAUAUCUUGUGCGAUGCCAGCUUUUCCAGCUCAUUCGCAGAUGCGCUGAUAGACUCUGGUCCUGGCAGCUGCACAAUCAAACGUCCUAAUUUAACCAAUGGAGCCCAUGGUACCCUUGGCAUCCAGUGUUUUGGUGGGCCCGGUAUGAAUGUUAUCGUCGACCGGCUCAAACGGCUUUACGAGGCAGAUCCACGCGCUCGAAGCAGUGCACCUGUCACAGCAAACAAUUUUAUCCGUCUUCGAAAUCAACUUGUAUCGGUAGUCGGGGCACUCUGCCUUAAAAUAGGCCUUGGUCAGGACUUUGCUUCCGUGGUAGGUCGGCAAAUGGCCGAGGAUUUGGCGGGCGCUUCAAACCUUUCGCCGGGAGCCAUCGCUUAUAUUCAACAACAUCCAACACAGUAUUACCUUUAGUUUACCAUACCAAUGCUUUAAGAGUGAAAGUGUUUGAAUUGAAAUGAUGAACUUUACCUAUGCUAAAUUCAUGAUCGGAGAUGAGAGUAAGCACUUACUUGGCUGCGAGGCUCUGCUGCUUGCCUGCAGUAGGCCUCUGACAUUCGUCGAGCGGCUUUGUCUCCAAGGCUGCAAGAAUCAAGGAAGUCGAGUCGUCGGUGUGAUGUG